AUGGUCCAAACUUCACAAUUAGCAGCCGAGAAUCUGUUCUCUGCCAAAGGCCAUGUUUGUGUAGUUACAGGAGGCGGCACUGGAAUUGGUCUCAUGAUUACUCAGGCAUUGGCUGCCAAUGGAGCUCGAGUGUACAUCACAUCUCGCCGUAAGGAAGUCCUCGAGAACACUGCAAAGACCCAUUCACCAAGCGGAGAUGGAGAGAUCAUCCCCAUUGGGCCUUGUGAUGUGACCAAAAAGGAAGACCUCGAGAACUUGGUAGCGGAGAUUGGUAAAAAGGAGAAAAGCAUCGAUCUUCUCGUUACAAAUGCAGGCAUAUCCGGUCCUAAAGGCUCACCUGAAAGCUCGGAUGCUUCAGAGCUGAACAAGAAUCUUUUUAAAAACGAAGAUUUCGCUUCUUGGUCCGACACUUUCAACACGAACGUCACUUCCGUGUAUUUCACUACUACAGCUUUUCUGCCGCUACUCCAAGCAUCUAUCAAGAAGGACGACCAUCACCUCUCACCAUCUGUGAUUGUGAUCUCUAGCAUGUCCGGAAUCAUGCGAGAUUCGCAAAAUCAUUUCGCAUACAAUGCUGCCAAGGGGGCAACGGUACACCUUGCAAAGUUGAUGUCCUAUGAAUUCAAGGAAGCAGGUAUUAGAGUUAACAGCAUCGCCCCUGGAUACUUCCCUAGCGAGAUGACUGCGAAAGAGAGUGGUGAGGACAACAAGAGUGAACUCCCAGAUGAAAAGAUCCAAGAGAAAGGACAUGUACCUCAUGGGCGCGCUGGGAGUGAUGAGGAGAUGGCAAUGGGAGCAUUAUUUUUGAUGAAAAACAAAUAUGUCAAUGGGGAAAUCAUCGCAAUAGAUGGAGGUGCACUAUUAGAGCUCCCAGGAAGGUGA
Molecule: messenger RNA, 882 nt
Organism: Glarea lozoyensis ATCC 20868
Lineage: Eukaryota; Fungi; Ascomycota; Leotiomycetes; Helotiales; Helotiaceae
Product: NAD(P)-binding Rossmann-fold containing protein
Exons: 3
Coding region: 1-882 (293 amino acids)
Source: RefSeq, a predicted model, not a curated record